Cygnus olor (mute swan) is the source of this 1381-nucleotide messenger RNA. RefSeq names its product SKI family transcriptional corepressor 2-like. The transcript is spliced from 10 exons. The record is from RefSeq and is a predicted model, not a curated record. NCBI's taxonomy places the organism in Eukaryota, Metazoa, Chordata, Aves, Anseriformes, Anatidae. Bases 1 to 1287 code for a protein of 428 amino acids.
AUGGGGGCACCCCCUGCCCCCCGGUGCCGGCCGCUGUCUCAGGCGUCCCUGCCCGGCACCCACCCUCCCGGACCCCCCCCCCCCCCCGCCGCCCCGCAGCAUGCCCCGCGGGCGAGCCUGGACGCAGGCGGAGGUCGGCAGCCUCCUGGCGCUGGUGGGAGGCUCAGGGGAGGCCGCCCUGCUGAUGGCCUCCACGUCGCGGCCCAACGAGGCGCUGUGGCAGGAGAUCUCCCGGGGGCUGGCGGCGGCCGGCUACGGCCGCAGCGUGGCCCAGUGCCGCUCCAAGUGGAAGGCGCUGAAGCAGGCUUUCCACUCGGAGCGGGAGACCCGCCGCCGUGCCGGGCGGCACUCGCCGCGCCUGCCCCCGCACUACCGCGCCAUGAAGAGCAUCUGGAAGGCGGCCGGGCGGCCCGUUUUCGGAGAGCGGCGGCUGCCGGAGCUGGUGAAGCCGCCCCCCCCGGAGGCGCAGGUCGCUGGCCGCACGCUCGCCGACCUCGCCGGCACCGCCAGCUGCUGCAGAGUCCCCCGCAGUGCUGCUGGCACCGCCACUGCAGCACCCAAAGGACGAGCCGGAGAGCCUUUCAAGUGGAUGUGGGAUUCUCCUUCACUUCCAGUCCUAAUCUGUUGCGUAGCCUGGCCGCGCGCCGCUACGCAGCUGCUGCCUUCCAGCCCGGAGGUGGCUGCAUUGCAGUGGUGGCCCGCGGGGAACGCGUCGCUGGAGCAUCGCCCGACCCCGCGGCCGCCCCAUGUACCAGCUGCUGCAUCCCUCCCCAUCCCCUCCCGGGCUGCCACGGCGCCCUGAAAGAGGAGAGCGCCGAGCUGAAGGCAGGUUUUCCUGGUGAGACGUCCCCGGGGAUGGGAAGAGGAAACCGAGCGCUGCCGGCGGCCACCGCAGUCCCCGGCUCCCCCGGGACGGCCGCUGCGAGCGAGCAGGCAGCGGGCGAAGAGGCAGCGGACGCGAGCCUGCAAGGCGGCGGCGUGGCGGGCUUGCUGCAGAGCGUGCAGCAGCUGCUGGUGCAGAUCCUGCAGACGUCGCGGCAGCAGCAGGCGCUGCUGGAGAGCCUGGCCAGCGACACCGUCUCCCACCUCCACCUCCUCUCCCACAGCCUGGUGCAGGUGGGCGAGACCCUGCACCAGCUCCUGCUCCGGCCGCAAGCCCCCCACGGCCACUACGCCCCCCACAUCCCCCUUUUCGAGGGCGGCCCCCAGGUCCCGCUGCUCCCCGGGCUCCCCUGCGACAAGGAGGAGCCCCGGGUGUCCCCCGACGCCGGCUGCGCCCCGCCGUGAGGGCGCGCACCCCUGCAGCCGAGGCCCCGGAUAUUUUAGAAUUUUAUAGAAGAGACAGAUUUUAAUAACAUUAAAAAUAGCUUUUGUACCAGCA